This is a messenger RNA of Oryza brachyantha (malo sina), 2031 nucleotides long. RefSeq lists its product as uncharacterized. The record is from RefSeq and is a predicted model, not a curated record. Gene Ontology annotation, biological process: DNA integration. Lineage: Eukaryota; Viridiplantae; Streptophyta; Magnoliopsida; Poales; Poaceae. Gene Ontology annotation, molecular function: nucleic acid binding; RNA-DNA hybrid ribonuclease activity. Bases 1 to 2031 code for a protein of 676 amino acids. The transcript has 4 exons.
AUGCCAGGAGUCCAUAGGGAAGUGAUUGAGCACUCUUUGAAUGUAAAGGACGACGCCAGGCCGGUCAAGCAGCGCCUUCGCCGCUUCGCGCUGGAGAGGAAAGAUGCGAUUAAGAAGGAGUUGACCAAACUGCUCGCGGCCAGCUUCAUUAAAGAAGUCAAGUACCCCGACUGGUUGGCCAACCCCGUCUUGGUAAAAAAGAAAAAUAACAAAUGGCGGAUAUGUGUCGAUUACACGGACCUCAACAAGGCAUGCCCUAAGGAUCCGUUUGGUCUGCCGCGCAUCGACCAAGUCGUAGACUCGACGGCUGGCUGCGCACUGCUCAGCUUCCUUGACUGCUACUCAGGCUAUCACCAGAUCAGCCUAAAGCAGAAGCUCGCCCAUUACUUCCAAGCCCACCAGGUUUUAGUCAUCACGUCUUCUCCACUCGGCGACAUCAUACACAACAAGGAGGCGCAAGGCCGCACCGCAAAGUGGGCACUGGAAAUGAUGCCAUACGACAUCACCUUUAAACCUCGCACCGUGAUCAAGUCACAGGCCCUCGCCGACUUUGUAGCCGAGUGGACAGACGCACAGCUAGAAACCACGCUAGAAGAACUGCCUCACUGGACAAUGUACUUCAACGGCUCAUUGCGCAUGUCGGGUGCUGGAGCCGGGGUCGUGCUUAUAUCGCCUAAUGGCGAGAAAUUCAAGUACGUGCACCAAAUCCACUUUCCGGCCUCGCAUAACGUUGCCGAGUACGAAGCACUCCUACACGGGCUUCGGUUGGCUAUAUCCCUUGGGAUUAGGCGGCUGCUCGAAGUACGGAAGCUUGAAGACAAGUUUGACGGGCUUGAGUUGGUUCACGUCCUGCGACACAAGAACGAAGCAGCCGACGAAUUAGCGAACCUUGGAUUGAAACGGCUACAGAUGCCAACCGAUAUAUUCGUUGAGCACCUCACUCAGCCAACGGUCAAGAAGAAGGCCGAGCCCAAGUCGACCCCGAGUGAUGGGGCAGAUGAAGAAAACAAUGCCGAAUCGCCAAACCCUGGCAACCGCACCGUCGCAGUCAUCAGCGACGACUGGAGAACUCUGUUCAUCAAGUUCCUCAUAGAGGAAGUACUCCCGGCCGAUAAGGCAGAAGCUGAGCGCGUCAGCCGAUUAAGCUACUGCUACAUCGUGUCGGAUGGGGAACUCCAUCAAAGCGCGUCAGGCAUCUUUAUGCGCUGCGUGCUUCCCGACAAAGGGGGAUUCACCCACUUGUUCGUCGCUAUCGACAAGUUCACCAAGUGGAUAGAAGCUAAGCCAGUCGCCACGAUCGACUCGGCGCAUGUGAAAGACUUCAUACAGAACAUCAUCUACCGCUUCGGCAUCUCGAACCGUAUCAUGACAGAUAACGGUAGACAGUUCAUCUUUGGAGUUUUUCAGAAUUUUUGCAAAGAACGUGGGAUCAAGAUAUGCUACGCAUCCGUGGCACACCCGAAGAGCAAGGGGCAAGUCGAGAGGGCCAACGGUAUGGUCCUCGAAGGGAUCAAGGCUAGGGUUUUCGACCGACUACACCCCUACGUCGAACGAUGGGUGCAAGAGCUGCCUCCAGUACUUUGGGCACUCCGCACAUCUGUCAGUCGGGCAACAGGACAAUCGCCCUUCUUCCUAGUCUACGGGACUGAAGCAGUCUUACCCAUGGAAAUCGACCGCGAAUCCUUUCGCAUACGCAACUACAACGAGUCAACGGGAGACCAGGCAAGAGAAGACGACCUCAACCGACUGGAAGAGGCUCGCGACAUCGCAACUAUCCAGUCGGCACGAUACCUACAGGGGCUACGUCGGUACCACAAUAGAAACGUCCGUGGCCGAGCGUUCCUGGUCGGAGAUCUAGUCCUACGAAAAGUACAGACUACCAAAGACCGACACAAGCUCUCUCCACUCUGGGAAGGGCCAUACACCAUAGCCGAAGUCACUCGACCUAGUUCAUACCGACUAAAAAUGGAGGAUGGAAGACUGCUAGAGAAUUCAUGGAACAUCGAACAGCUACGUCCCUUCUACACAUAG